Papilio machaon (common yellow swallowtail) is the source of this 2829-nucleotide messenger RNA. RefSeq lists its product as uncharacterized. The coding region runs from base 1 to 2829 and encodes 942 amino acids. The transcript is spliced from 5 exons. Lineage: Eukaryota; Metazoa; Arthropoda; Insecta; Lepidoptera; Papilionidae. The record is from RefSeq and is a predicted model, not a curated record.
AUGUCUCCAAUGAUAAUAAGGAAGGUAGUUCAGCCCACCAUGUCGAGAAUUUACCAGCAACUACUUCCAAUAGCGAGUCCACCAAUAUUGUGCCUGCUAGACCAGGGAUCUCAGGCUUCGUUUGUGACGGAGUCCACAGUUCAGUUGUUAGGCUUGAAACGCACAUCCAGUAAGAGAGUAAUUUCAGGUUUAGGCGGUGAUCCUAGUGCCUCUAUUAGGUGCACUUCAAUGGUUAUGAUUAAAAUUCAAUCCCGCAUAGACCCCAGCUUCCAAAUUAAUGUGGAAGCUUUUGUUAUGAAGAAACUCACUACUGUCUUACCCGAACGAAAGAUUAAAGAGCAAUCCGUUGAUUUUAUGUCGCCUAUGGCCCUUGCAGAUCCUUCUUUCAAUGUACCGAACAAGAUAGAUCUGCUUCUUGGAGCCGAAGUUUAUAGCCAGAUAUUGUUAGAAGGAAUAGUCAAGGAUCCGUCCAGUCAUGUAGUUGCUCAAAACACCAGACUGGGUUGGAUCUUAUCUGGUCAACUUAAAACAAUCAGCCAUAGCGAAACUCUCAACAACUGUCACAAUAUAGUUAGUUUGCAUUCAUUCCAUUCAAAUGAGAAUGAACUUCUUCGUAGAUUCUGGGAGUUAGAAUCAGAACCACAAACUAAUUUGAAUAAAAAACAGUUAACACCUGAUGAACAGAAAUGUGAAGAUUUAUUUUUAGCUACAACUAAGCGUGAUGAAUCAGGUCGUUAUAUAGUGCGCUUACCGUUUAAAUCUGACAAUCCAAGUUGUAAGUAUAGUGGGUCCAGGGAUAUUGCAUUGAAGCGGUUUCUCAUGUUAGAGAAACGGCUAAUGAGAAAUCCUGAUUUGAAAGCACAAUAUUCAGAAGUCAUAAACGAAUAUCUUCAAUUAAAUCAUAUGGAAAGAGUUCCCGAGGAAUGCAAAAACGAUAGUUUUGCUGUAUAUUUACCGCAUCAUGCAGUAGUACGCAAUGAUAAGACAACCACUAAAGUUCGUGUUGUGUUUGACGCAUCUUGUGCAGGAAGUAAUGGUAUUUCUUUGAAUAAUGAUCUAAUGGUAGGACCAUCCUUACAGCCCGAAUUGCGUCAUAUUAUAAUGCGUUGGCGUUGUUACAGAAUCUGUUUAACUGCUGACAUAAUAAAAAUGUACAGGCAGGUGAAGGUGGCCAAUGAAGACGCAGAUUUUCAGCGCAUUUACUGGCGAGAGAAUCCAGAUGCUGAACUUCAGCAUCUCCGUCAUUUGAGAGUGACAUUUGGUACUUCUUCCGCUCCCUACCUAGCCGUUCGGUCGCUUCAACAGUUAGCUUAUGAUGAGGGUUCAGAUUUUCCAUUGAUAAAGGAUAAAGUGUUGUCUGAAUUUUACAUGGAUGAUCUUAUGUCUGGAUGUGAAAGUACUGAAGAUGGCUUAGAAAUCUACAAACAAUUGACAGAAAUGUUAAGGCGUGGUGGGUUCCAACUUCAGAUGUGGUCAAGUAACAGUUCUAGCCUAAUGAAUUUAAUAAAGGAAGGUCAAGAUGUGAACAAUGUUAGAGAAAUCAAACUAGAUGAAGUUGCAAAAAUUUUAGGAUUAACAUGGAAUAAAGUAACUGAUGAAUUUGAAUAUACUGUCAACCUUCCUCCGCUGGAAACCCCAGUAACAAAACGUAAGGUUAUCUCGGAUAUAGCCCGACUGUUUGAUCCCCUUGGUUUUUUGGCUCCAGUCAUAACGACUGCCAAGAUCUUUAUACAGCGGUUGUGGUUAUGUGGCAUUGGAUGGGAUGAAGAACUGCCAGCUUCUUUGCUUAUAGACUGGUUGGAGUAUCGAAAGGAUCUUUGUAACCUUACCAACUUUCAUAUACCUCGUUGGAUUGAAAGUAGUAGCGACGAUCAAAUCAUGGAAUUGCACGGGUUUUCAGAUGCAUCCAAUUUAGCGUACGCCGCUGUAGUUUAUGCACGAGUUGUAGAUAGUGAGGGCAAUGUUCACACUAAUUUAGUAGCUUCUAAAACAAAAAUUGCUCCUAUUAAGACGCUAUCUAUUCCUCGUUUGGAAUUGUGUGGAGCUGUGUUAUGUGCGAAGCUUCUUCAUGAAGUUGCUGCUGUUCUGAAAAUUCCUAAGCAUUAUAUUCACGCAUGGACCGAUUCUUCCGUUGUUUUGGCCUGGUUGGGGAGUCACCCAAGUCGAUGGAAGACGUUCAUCGCAAAUAGAGUGUCGGAAAUACUUACCUUAAUGGAAGGAGCACAGUGGUCAUAUGUAGCAUCUAAAGAUAACCCCGCUGAUUGCGCGUCUCGCGGUGUUAAACCAUCAGUUUGUGAAGAAUUACAGCUCUGGAAAAAGGGACCCAGUUGGCUGCAAAAUAAAAACAUAGAAUAUAAAAUUAGGAAUAUAGAAGACACUAAAUUAGAAGAAAGAAAAACUACAUUAAAAUGCUUUAUGCUUACCGAAAGGGACGAAGAUUUGUUGUCAAGAAUUUCCAAACUAAAUAAAUUAAUCAGAGCUGGUUUUACAGUCACGCCGCUAGACGCGCCGUUGGACAGCGCGCUGUUGGACAGCGCGCGUUUGAACAGCGGUGCACCAAAAAACGACAUUAGUACGGCGCGUUUCGCUGCUGUGAGACAGUCGUGUACAAACAGAUACAAAAUGAACGGCAAUGCGAAUUCUACAAAGCUGACAUUAGGUAAGAAAGGUAAAGCAAAGAAUACGGAUGAGGAAUUCUGUGGUUGGACAGAGUCUGACAAACUGGAGGCUUUGGUGUCACUGCAUAUGUUGGUCCAGCAGCCACUUUCACGUCUGUGGGACCCACCACUAGCUGAAGACAACUUUAAUGGUAGCUUAUCCAUGUUAUAA